Molecule: messenger RNA, 268 nt
Organism: Ambispora leptoticha
Lineage: Eukaryota; Fungi; Glomeromycota; Glomeromycetes; Archaeosporales; Ambisporaceae
Source: the annotation of a GenBank genome assembly
AUGCACAAUAAGAAUAAAACUACCAGCAGAAACAAAUAUUAUACAAGUCGAUUACAAAAACAAAUUAAGAAGCAAUUACGAAGACCUAAUGUACGAAUACAUCAAGCAAACAAGCAACAAAAAGAUAACAACACCUAUACCAACUACCAAACUACUAAGAACAAACCUAAACAAUAUCGACAAAGCACUUUUAGAUACAGAAACAAAACUUACAAUAUCGAAUAUUCACAAGCAAAUGAGCAGCCAACAACUAAAGAAUAUCAAUAUA